Messenger RNA from Astyanax mexicanus (Mexican tetra), 2314 nucleotides. It is a transcript of the gene ap5m1, whose product is annotated as adaptor related protein complex 5 subunit mu 1. Lineage: Eukaryota; Metazoa; Chordata; Actinopteri; Characiformes; Acestrorhamphidae. Gene Ontology annotation, biological process: endosomal transport. Gene Ontology annotation, cellular component: AP-type membrane coat adaptor complex; lysosome; late endosome. The transcript is spliced from 8 exons. The record is from RefSeq and is a predicted model, not a curated record. The coding region runs from base 379 to 1860 and encodes 493 amino acids.
CAGAAACAAGGGCUGCCACGCCCCUGCAGGUCACAUGCUGAUUCAAAACAGGAAACGUCAACGGGGAAUGAAGGUUUUCGGUUUAAAGCGUAAAGCUAGUUCUGUUAGAUAUUUUAUAACUAUAUUCUGGGCUGUUUUAUUAGCUAGGUUCUUUACUUUUUGCAAAAUAUGUGAAUGUAUUGAAUUUGUUUUUGGAAAUGGAGAUGUGAGUAUUGAGUUUGUGUAGCACUCAUUUGGAGGUUUAAUUUUUUAGGUUUAUUAGUUAAGCUCGUUAGUUUGGUUAGUUAACCUAGGUUAGCUACCCGGCAGGCUGUUAUGAUUAAUUUAGCUGGUGAAGUGUUUGAACAGAGAAAAUAAUAACCGAGUUUCUGAGCCUCCAUGAGUUUACGGGCGCUGUGGGUCGUUUCUCACGACAAGGGAGAAAAUGGAAAAGUGCGGUUUUCCAAGCGUUACCCCACAGUGGAGUUCCGUGCUAAGUCCCUGGCAGGAACUCAGUAUGUGGCAGUUCCUGAAGACCGUCUUAUACCUCAGCUCCUGCUGACCGAACUGGGCCUGUUGGACCCCGACAAGCCCUAUAUAGCCACUCGGGAUGACUGUGCACUUCAGCAGCACUGCCCAGCUGUGGAGCUCUGUGUAGGUGGCCCGGGUGGGAGAACCCUCUGGCCCCUGCUAACCAUCAGCCAGGGUGGGCUAAUCCUAGCCUGUCUUCCGCUGGUUGAAGCCCCGCCUGAGCCCAGACCUCCUCUUCCCAGCCUGGCUUCAGUCUCUCAGGGCUUAGCUCUUCUGUCAGGCCUGCAGGGCUUCCUUUGUGGCACAGGGGGUAAACUGCCGGAGCCUGAUGUGUUGGCCUCCCGCUUGGCCAAUCUCCCCUUGGUGCUUCUGCAGGUUUGUCCUCUAGGGAUGCCCUUGGACGUCCCCCCCCAGGCUGGAGCGUUGCCUACUGCUGUGGCUCUGGGCCCAGGAGGUGCUCAAAAGCAGCCAGCUUGGAAAGCAGGAGUCCAUCGAGGGAGAGCGGUGGUGAGCGUGGCCCUCACAGAAAUGGUGAGGUGCAUGCAGUAUGGCACCAGCAGUAAGCAGGAUAUGUGGGAUGUGUACGGGAAAGUUAUGUGCAAAUGUGAAGUGGAGGGGAUCCUGCCCAAUGUCACGGUCACCCUCACACUGCCACCCAAUGGUUCACCACUGCAGGACAUCCUCAUCCACCCCUGUGUGACGUCUCUAGACUCCAGUAUUCUUACAGCCAGCAGUGUGGAUCAAAAUGAUGGCUCAGCCUUUUCAGGUCCAUACAAAUUCCCCUUUUCUCCACCUCUGGAGCCUUUCAGACUCUGCAGCUACACCUCACAGGUACCUGUGCCUCCUAUCCUUGGUUCCUACCAGCUAAGAGAAGAAGUAAAUCUACUUAAGCUGAACGUCGUCCUCAAGCUCCAUGAAAGUGUUCGCAACAGUUUUGAGUACUGUGAGGCACAGUUACCCUUCUUUAACAGAAAACUAAUGGGCAAUGUUGAUGUAAAGGUGAGCUCAGGACAACUGGAGGUGUCUAAAGAGAAGAAUAUGCUGGUUUGGGUUCUUGGUCAGAAGUUCCCAAGGUCACGAGAGGUUACUCUGGAAGGCACUGUAAAUUUCUCAGGACAUGUCCUUGGACCAACAGACCCUCUGUGUACAGACCUCACUGCAUAUGUAAAACUCUACUUCCGUGUACCAGAUUUGACUUUAUCUGGUUGUUGUGUGGACCAGCACUCUGUACAAGUGUAUUCCUCAGCAAAACCACGCAUCAUCACAACACGAGAACUGGUGUCCUCAGAAUAUUACAUCUGGAACUCCACUGGAGAUGCACCUGUGUCGUCCGGACUCAUGAUACUGUAACAUUUAUGUUCUUCUGGAGCACAAAGGCCUUUAUAACUUUACUGAACUAAAUAAAGGACUCUGCUUUAUACAGGUUCAAAUUGGGUAUAAAGUAUUAUGUAAAUGGAUUAAUCUGGGUGACUACAGUUGUGUUUUUAUGCGUUAUUCAAUGUUUGGAUCAACACUGAGUGUCACUGAAGGAUUACAUUGGUUCGGAUUAUAUGGGAAACUUGGGAUACAAAGUCUGCAGUAUCUCUUCAUUUUCACAGUGCAUAUUCUCCAAUACAUUUCACUGACCUAAGUGCCAUUCUCUGUUCAGAGGUACAGCCAUGAGGAUAAUCAGGUAGGUUUAUGUGUGUAGAUUUAUUGAGAUAAAGAAAACAUUAUCUGAAAAAAAAGUUUUGGAAAAAGCUAAAGCCAUUAGACGUUUUGAAGGUUGUGCUUAAUGAAGUAAAGAUUAAAUCUUUUUAUACAA